Megachile rotundata (alfalfa leafcutting bee) is the source of this 485-nucleotide messenger RNA. Its product is annotated as histone-lysine N-methyltransferase SETMAR-like. The record is from RefSeq and is a predicted model, not a curated record. Lineage: Eukaryota; Metazoa; Arthropoda; Insecta; Hymenoptera; Megachilidae.
AUGGAUAAGACAAAAAUGCAAGUUAUUUUCGAAUAUGAGUUCCGUCGUGAACUAAUGCAGCGCAGACAAGCCGAAAUGUUAACGAAGUAUUUUGAUCUUCAAAAUGAACCACGCGGGCGGCCUGAGAGCAAGGUGGAUGACAACCAACUGAAAGCUGUAGUAGAAGCAAAUCAAUCUGAAACGACGUGUGAAUUAGCAGCAAGGUAUGAAGUUACCAUCCCAACAAUAUUAAGUCACUUGAAAGCAAUCGGAAAAGUAAAGAAGCUAGAUUGGUGGGUUCCGCAUGAGUUGAACGAGCGUCAGCAACGGAACCGCUUCGAAGUUUGCUGUUCUUUGGUAUCAAGACUAAAAGGCGAUCCAUUUUUGCACCGGAUAGUCACGUGCGAUGAAAAGAGGAAACUUUUCGAUAAUCGCAAGCGUUCAGCACAAUGGUUGGACAAAGAUGGAGCGCCAAAACGGGUGUUAUACAAUAUAGUUUUAUGAGA